Messenger RNA from Chara braunii, 1249 nucleotides. NCBI's taxonomy places the organism in Eukaryota, Viridiplantae, Streptophyta, Charophyceae, Charales, Characeae. The record is from the annotation of a GenBank genome assembly.
GCGGAUACGCCUGAGGCAAGUGCGUCUGCGGGGAAGAGGAAGGAGAGAGAGGAGGGGGACAAACCGACGGCAGCAGCCGCAACACAGAAGAGGAUGAGACAAAACACGAUCACGGAGUCGUUCACUUCAAAGUGGCAGAUGGAGUUCAAAAAGAAGUGGCUGCGGUUUGUGUACAGUCAGCGCCUGCGGUUCAACGUCUUCCGGAGCGAGCCAUGGUUGGACGUCGUCCGACACUUCAGGGACUUGCCGGGGCCAGUGAAGGUGUUGUGGCCUUCAGAGAAUGAGAUCGCGGACAUAGAGACCAUUGUCCACACGGCGGACGAUGUGGGAGCUGAUCUCGCGGAGGUCAGGGCUCCUUUCUAUGUCACAGGGGCCACCAUUAUGUCAGACGGAAGGAAGUCACGCGAUGCUAGACCCAUCGUUAACUUCCUUGCCGGUGGGUCGCGUGGGGUGAUGCUCGUCCGGACGAUGAACAGGGAGGGUGAGCGGGAUCGGGCGCCUGAUGUGUUGGCGCGGUGGAUCAAGGUGUUCGAUGACUUCCCCCCUAAGUGGGUGAAUGCCAUCUGCACCGACUCCGCCUCGGCGUAUGUCGCCGUGACGAACAUGCUCCAGGGGCCCCAGCAGAGGCCGGAGCAUCGACGGAUCACGUGGCUCCCAUGCGCAGUGCAUGUCUGCAACAAGAUGUUGUCAGACAUUGGCUGUUCGGUCCCGUGGUCCAAGGACAUCAUCGUGAGGGGGAGACCGGUGGUGCACUUCAUUAAGGAGCACGGAGCCGCUCUCCAUAUCUUCCGGGGGGAGAGCAGUCAGAUGGGCCUCAUCUAUCCUUGCGAGACACGUUUUGCAUCCGUGUUUGCGAUGGUGGAGCGUUUGCUGGCAGUGAGGUCAGCUUUGGAGAGGACGGUGGAUAGUUGGGGUAUGGUCCCUUGGGACCAUUCGGUUCGUCAUUUGGCUAGGUGGGUCAGGUGGCAGGUGCGACAUGGCAGUUGGUGGGAUUCCAUGGGCAUCUUGCUCCGUAUCAUGGAGCCUGUGUACGACCUGCUGCGCAGGUUGGACCGCGGAGGGCUGCACAUGUCGCGGGUGGUUGAGUGGACGCAGGAUCUGGCCCGCCAGGUGGCAGAGAAGGUUUGUGCACUUCCGCCAAAUCUUGCACACUACAUUGUGCAGAGGGUGUAGGCUCGAUGCGCUCACAUGCUGGAGCCGGCACAAGCCGCUGCUCACCUCCUCUGUCCCAACCGGCAGUACUUGUCGU